ACCCUUUCCCAAUCUCCUACUCCUCUAUCUUUUCACUCCUGGCUCCCAUUUCUCCUUUCCUCUUCUCCUUUGCGACCCCUCUCUAUCUACUGGCUGAGCGUCCAUCGCCACCUCCUGUGGCCGAUUCAUCUCCGACUCAAUUGAAUUGAGAUUGGAGUAUACAGAUCAAUAGAUCUCAAUCGGGGCACUCUUCAAUCGCACCUCUUUGCCAUUAUAUGCGGCUAUGGUUACUCUUUUUCUUGGAUGAAUUAGGGCGCCUUAGAAAACCACUUGGUGUUUAGGUGGACUUGCGCUUCGUCGGUCAGCUCGUGGCCGGGCAGAUUGUGCAGUCGAAACUCAGAGUGAAUUUCGUGAAUAGAUAUAGCCAUUACCCUGGCGAUCUUCAAGCAUAACAGUAGAAUUAUUCACUAAUCAUUCAAUCGUACUGCACGAUACCAGCAUAUAUGCUACACUAAAACAUAUUUCAAUUGAAAAUUCAAUGGGCUCAAAUGCAAUCGUUUUGCUUUCGAUGUAUCAAAGCUCUCUGAUCACUAAUUCAAGCGAGGUGUAUUCAAUUCAAUUCAAAAAACCACCCGCUGGUUUUCUAUAUGCAUGUUCCAUAGCCCAAGCGCGUGUCCUCACCGGUGCAUGUCUGGUGUCUUGUAAGGCAGCGGCUGGGCUAUGCGUUACGUAAAUAAAAUGAAUCUUUAACUAACAGUACAUAUAGAUAACCUCCACUUUAGUUAGGCUAAGGUCAAAAAAGCAACGGGGCAUAAGGUUCAAAUCUCUAUACAUACAUAGCUUGACACUCAAUCAAUCUCCCAUCCCGUCCUAAGUAUUAUCAUUAUUUUUACCUUAUAAAGUUACUCAUACACUCAUACCAGAUUCCAACCAGAUCAACCCAAUCUCAUCAGCUUCAAUUAGCUCGAUCUUUAUUCUCCCAUCCUUCGUUCUUUCUGUCUUUUCGCCCUUUUUUGCUUCUUUAUGGAUCUUAGUCUCUGUUUCUGUCUAUUACUCUGGAUUUUUCCAAUAUCCUCGGCAGCGCCCAAGGAUAACGGUGAAGAUAAUGACAAACCGUCUGAUCAAGCUGACUUUUUCCCAACUUGAUCUGACCCCUGAAUUGUGGUUGGCUCUGAAGAUCAGACUUUUUUUCUUGGCUUUUUUUUUUCUUUCCUUUUUUUUUCUAUUUUGAGAUAUCCAACCAACGAGCUUUCCUGCUCCCCAACACGACGGAGGUGUUGGUUGGUUGAUGGUUUUCUGACGUAUCUGAAGUCUUACUAUGAAGCCCUGACCAAGUGGAAAGUAGUUCCACCAGAUCGUGUCUCGUUCUGCUGGUUGGCAGCUUUUUGCUGGACGUGGUUGUUCUUUUAAAUAUUUAAAACUAACUCAAUUUAUACAUCCGUUGACUUCAUUCUUCUCAGCUUCUGUUAAAAAUCCUGCUAGCCAUUAAUCAAACUCAUCAGUGAUUUGUUCUGACGCCCGGUUUCUCCUUUUACAUAGUUCAGCAGGCCUAGUAUUCAGCCAAACUAGCCUUCCUUUCAUGUUCUUGGCACCACUUGUCAUCCGGUCUUACUGACAAUCUCCACCUCAAGUCCGCAUAUCACAUUGAAUCACUAUCACCGCUACCACCACCUCCGUAAUACCUCCAACACGUCUUCCGUCCGGAGUCACUCAACACAUACCCCUUUUAGGCCUCUUCCGAUACAAAUCAAGAUGGAAUUCUAUUCUUCUGAUGUUUUGAAUGUUUCCCCGACAGGGAUCAACCAAAACUCCGCCAUCGGCUGUCCCUCGCCGUCAUCACCGUCGAUUCAACUCCCAGGAGGGGAUUACCAUCACCAUACAACCUGCCAAAUAUUCGGCGACACUGACCCUCUCGCCCGAGCCAAGAGUGAUUCUACCGCCAUCACCGGCGGAAUUUUCCAGGCUUCUCCCUGUUUCCAAAACCGACCACGCUCAUCCGACAGUAUACUUACGAGCUCGAAUUCCGGGCAGAUUUUGAGGGCUGAUCAGCAGUCUAAUAACAACAACAUCAAUCCUGGUGGCCACUGUCUCGUUGCUAAUCCGCACCAGCCGCAUUACCAAGUAGCAACGACUGAUCAACAUGGUCAAAUUUCACACCUUCCCUGUGAGGAUGUCACCGAUCCACCUCCGACUCUUCACGCCGAGCUAGACUUUCAAUUUGAGGAAAUUCAUCAGGCCUGCCCUGUGACAUCCGACUCGAUUCCUCGCCCAGCACGAUUGAGUUUGAACUUGGGCGAUCAUGACAUGUCACAUCCUCUGCUGGAUUCCCACCAUUCCGCCUCUGGCGCGGGGGCGACAGCUGUAACAUCUCAUGGAAACAUCAUGGGCCUGGGCUCGUGCUACGUUGACUGCAGUGACUUGGGUGGUCUUCCGUUCCAGUCAUCGGUAGUUGAUCAUGCUUUGAUGGGAUUUGAGCCUACUUUCACUUUUCAAGAGCAUCAUCACUCAGAUCAUGAGGUGGAUGAAGAACGAUCGAAUUGCAGCCCCACCGAGCUUUCCUCCUUCAGUCCUCAUCAUCGACAAGCCGGCCAUGAGAAUCAGAUCCAAUUUCAUACCCAACAGCAAGCCGGCUGGCAGAGUUUCCGGAGCAAUUCCUCGGCCCUUGAAGAUGAUCAAAAUCAACAGCCUCUCAGUCCAACAGAGAUGGCGGCUCUGAGAUCAUCAUCACCAUGCCUUGCUCAUUCGUCCAAUAACCUUUAUUUUGGCUCCUCUCCGCUCUGUCAGUAUACUGAGUCGGGAUCAAUACCGCCGUUAGCCAUGGAGUUAUCUCAAACGCCUACGAUGCUCCGGACGGGGUCUACUGCUUCAGAAUUUUCGACUGGCUCAUCUGUUAAUUCGGCCGGCGUCAACCCAAUUCACGUCAACCCCCUCAGUCAGCCGGUUACGCCUCAAGAUGACAUCUUUGCUCCAUUGAGUGAUCCCUUUCACCAGCAUUGGUGGGCAAACCAAAAUGAGAGUCAUAGCGUUGAGUCACUGGUUACCAGUCUUAGGGCAUCAAUCGGCCAGCCUCUCCAGAAUUCUGCCGACCAUGAAGUUGGGGCCAGGAUGCCGUCAAUCUUCGCACAUCCUCUCAAGAUGCCAACCAGCUCACCUGGCGAUCAAAACAACUGCAGAUCCCCUUCGUCUCCAUACAGUUUAUCUCAGCAAACUAAAUCUUCUCAUUCAUCACCCUAUCACUUGCCUAGUAAAACUCGACGUACUUCCCACCGAUCAACUCUCUCAAACCACAAUCGGACUGCAUCUUCUAAAAUUUCUUCGAGGCCGUUCCUUAUUGAACCUGAUUACAGUCGUCUGCCUACAAAAAGAUCAAGGGGAAGAAGACCACCAAUAUCCCCGGACUUGGGAUUGCCCAUACCGGAUGGACAUCUUUCAAUCGGGUUGCAAUCAGUUCCAGGAGGUCAAGCGUUUGAUCCGAAUUUGAACCCGCAUGCGGAAACUGUGAAAUACUGUGAAUUAACAAAGACUGGGAAACCCAAGAAGAUUUUCAUCUGUCAGGUCAAGGGUUGUGGAAAAUGUUUCAAGCGAAGUGAGCAUCUCAAGCGACAUGUUCGAAGCAUUCACACGAACGAUAAACCUUACAACUGCCCCUGGAUGGCAUGUAUGAAAUCAUUCAGUCGACAUGACAAUCUCAACCAACAUUUAAGAGUACAUCGGGUCGAGGAAGGAGGGGAAGUUCUGAAUGGUCUACACAUCGGAAGCGACGGCGUGUUAAGAUCCGAUCUUGAUGAAUCGCCAGUUGAUCCGGUUAUCCGAGGAUUGCGGGACGUUGAGGUACUCGAUCGGUUUAUGGUCGAUGAAUAAAUACUUGGAUUUUAUUGGACAUCUAUCGGAAGAGUACUAUCUUCAAUUAAUAAAAAAGUAACAUCUAUAUUCAAUUCUGAAUAAAAAAAAAUCAAGAGCCUUCUUCUUGAACUUGUUGAAAUAUUUCUGCGUCUUCAUUUGUGAUAACUCAAUUAAAGACGCUCGUGAAUUUUUUCAUCCUUCAACUUCAUUUUACUCACUAUAGAUCAUCUUCAUCGUUUUCUUUUCUUGAAUCUCCGGAUGGCUGAUAUGGGUACGUAAGCGGAAGAAAAACAAAGUCGUAUAUACCUCCAUGUAGCGGUACACAAAAAUAUAUAUCCAUCUUUAAUUCUCAUUCUCCAUUCUUUUUUCUUACUGAAAUUAUCAUUGUGUGGACAGCAAGGUGGAAAUAGUUAGUUGCUGUAUUUCUCAUCUUACUUGAUCUCUUGUUUUAUUAUCAUAAAAACAAUAAUUAGUGUAAAUGUGUGCUUCCAUCCUCUUGAUUGUUUGUAAAAAAAUAAACAAAUCACUAUACAUACUUUGGUUCAAGAAAAUUUCAGCUUUACAAUGUUCUUGUCAUGCCCUUGCUUCCAUUAAAAUAUCCUGAGGGAAUGACUUCUGAUAGAUUAACAAUAAUCCUAACCUCAGAUAAAGAUAUUGUUUAUCAACAAAAUCCCUUUUUAUAAAACAAUUGCCCAUCUUACAACAUUUUCCAAAGAAUCCAAGCCUCGAUACUUUCUAAAGAACUUGUAUUAUGUUUUCACAUAGGCUUCAGAAAUAUUACAAUUACUACCACCUGUUUUGAGGAAUUUUUCAUGGAAGCCUGAUGGUCCAAAGGCCACUCCAUCUCUUUGGUUUUUGCCUUAUCCAGCUUUUUGUCUGAGUCUCAGUUCAUGUUCAAUCUUAACUGGGGUGGAUAGAAUUUGAAUAUUGACACCAAAUUAUUGAUUAAUGCAAUCUACUAGCUGGCAAAUGAGAAUCAAUCCCUUGCAAGAUGCUAUU
Puccinia graminis f. sp. tritici CRL 75-36-700-3 is the source of this 4782-nucleotide messenger RNA. RefSeq lists its product as uncharacterized. Lineage: Eukaryota; Fungi; Basidiomycota; Pucciniomycetes; Pucciniales; Pucciniaceae. The transcript is spliced from 5 exons. Gene Ontology annotation, biological process: regulation of transcription by RNA polymerase II. The record is from RefSeq and is a predicted model, not a curated record. Gene Ontology annotation, molecular function: RNA polymerase II cis-regulatory region sequence-specific DNA binding; DNA-binding transcription factor activity, RNA polymerase II-specific. Bases 1693 to 3801 code for a protein of 702 amino acids. Gene Ontology annotation, cellular component: chromatin.